Salmo salar (Atlantic salmon) is the source of this 4756-nucleotide messenger RNA. It is a transcript of the gene pla2g4ab, whose product is annotated as phospholipase A2, group IVAb (cytosolic, calcium-dependent). Gene Ontology annotation, cellular component: Golgi apparatus; nucleus; endoplasmic reticulum. NCBI's taxonomy places the organism in Eukaryota, Metazoa, Chordata, Actinopteri, Salmoniformes, Salmonidae. Gene Ontology annotation, biological process: glycerophospholipid catabolic process. The record is from RefSeq and is a predicted model, not a curated record. Gene Ontology annotation, molecular function: calcium-dependent phospholipid binding; calcium ion binding.
GAACCAAGCUGGAAGGGGGGUUGUACUUGUAGAAAUGAUUGCGUACAUACGUCGCAUACCAAAAUUUCACAUUUCAAAUGUUUUUAGUCGUAUGUACGGGAUACACAUGGUAUACACCGUCCAACUAAAUGCUUACUUGCAGGUUCCUUUUGCACAAUGCAACAAUAAUAAAAGAUAAGAAUACGAAGAUAAAGUAAAUGGCUCAGUAGAAAAAAUGGAAACAUCCGCAGGUUGCAUCAUACUUCUCUCAGGGAUUUUCUGCAAAUCUUUCGACUCUCAUGGGCAGCCUUUGAGGUCAGAUAAGUAGCGAACAAUGUCUCUGAUACAACCCAUGCGCCAAAUUUCAGUUUUCGAUUAGGCUCCCCACAAAUUCAGACUUCUUAAAUUACCAAAGCUUAAAGUUGAGUUCCGCUACGAGGUGUGUACGUUUUUCGAGAGGCGGUGUUUAGCACCUCCUCCGGCUCAUCGUAUACGGUGUACAGUGGAGCCAUACUUCAGGCGUGGAUGACAUAUUUCCUAGGAUUUAUGAGCUGAUAUUGUUCUCAAGUCUGUAGAUUCUACUCAGUGUUCCUGGAGGAUCUUCAUAAGUUCAAGGACACAUUUGGAGACUGGACAGAGACUCUCCUCCUACAGUAGCUGACACCAACUCUCCCACCAGCCAACCAUGUCUUCCAUAGACCCCUACCAGUACAUUAUCGUGGAGCAGCAGUUCUCUCACAAGUUCAGAGUGACGGUGGCACGAGCUGAGAAUGUCACCAAGGGAGCACUGGGUGACCUGUUGGACACUCCUGACCCCUAUGUGGAGCUGUUCAUCCCAACUUCCCCCGAGAGCAGGAAACGAACGCGCCACAUAGACAACGACAUCAACCCUGAAUGGAACGAAACCUUUGACUUCAUACUAGACCCAAACCAGGAGAACUUUCUAGAGAUAACAUUAAUGGAUGCCAAUUACGUGAUGGAUGAGAAACUUGGGACUGCGUCGUACAACAUCUCUAAAAUGUUGAAAACUGGUCAGACGGAGACGGUGCCUUUUCUUAUCGGCAAAGCAACCAAUGUGUACUUAGAGAUGGCCCUGGAGGUCUGUACUAACUUGGACCUGCGGUUCAGCCUGGCCCUGUGUGACAAGGAGAAACUGUUCAGACAGGCCCGCAGAGAGAAGGUGACGUUGGGCAUCAAGAAGCUGCUAGACAUGGAGAAGCCUCGCUUCCUCCCCAGCACCCCUCAGGAGGUGCCGGUGAUAGCCAUAGUGGGUUCAGGGGGAGGCUUCAGGGCCAUGGUGGGGUUCUCUGGGGUGAUGAAGGCCCUGUAUGAGUCUGGGGUCCUGGACUGUGCCACCUAUAUCGCUGGCCUCUCUGGAUCCACCUGGUACAUGUCAACCCUGUUCUCCCACCCAGAGUUCCCCUCUAAGGGGCCUAAGGAGAUCAAUGCAGAGCUGAUGAAGAGUGUGAGCAGUAACCCUCUAAGACUGCUGCUGCCCCAGCACAUCACCAACUACAUCCAGGCUCUGUGGAGCAAGAAGGCCAACGGACAGCCCGUCACCUUCACAGACAUCUUCGGCAUGCUCAUCGGAGAGACACUCAUUCCUGCGAGAAUGGACACAAAGCUGAGUGAGUUGCAUGAGAAGGUAAACGAGGCCCAGUGUCCCCUUCCUCUGUUCACCUGUCUGCACGUCAAACCGGACGUAUCCGAGCUCAUGUUUGCAGACUGGGUGGAGUUCAGCCCAUAUGAGAUUGGAAUGGCAAAGUACGGAACGUUCAUGACCCCUGACCUUUUUGGAAGCAAAUUCUUCAUGGGAACCGCUGUGAAGCGGUAUGAGGAGAACCCACUACAUUUCCUUAUGGGGGUGUGGGGCAGUGCCUUCUCCAUUCUCUUCAACAGAGUUCUGGGGGUGAAAGACACAGUCGGGGGGAGCACCAUGGAGGAAGAGCUUGAACAGAUAAAACCUCAACACAUCGUGGGGGAGGAGAGUAUGGACAAUGACGAGGAGCCUCGGAAAGGAGGCAGUGAGAACCCGGAUGAUGAGUACCACCGCACCGCCCAGAACAGCUGGGUCCAGCGAAUGAUCACCUCCCUCUUCAGCGACUCCUCACUGUUCAACACACGGGAGGGGCGGGCGGGGAAGGUCCAUAACUUCAUGCUGGGCCUCAACCUCAACACCAACAUGCCCUUCUCCACCUUCGGAGACUUCAUGUACCAGAACUCCUGCGCCUCCGUCGAGGAUGAGGUGGACGCUGUCACAGACCCCGAUGAGUUUGCUGAUAUCUACGAGCCCCUGGACGUGAAGAGUAAGAAGAUCCAUAUAGUAGACAGUGGUUUGACCUAUAACCUCCCGUACCCCCUCAUCCUGCGGCCGCAGCGUGGCGUCGACCUCAUCAUCUCCUUUGACUUCUCAGCUCGCCCCAGCGACUCCAGCCCGCCCUUCAAGGAGCUUCUGCUGGCUGAGAAGUGGGCCCGGAUGAACAAACUGCCGUUCCCUAAGAUCGACCCUAAAGUGUUUGACCGCGAGGGCCUGAAAGAGUGCUACGUCUUCAAGCCAAAAAAGGGGGAAAGGAACUGCCCCACUGUCAUCCAUUUUGUCCUGGUCAACAUCAACUUCAGGACGUUCAAAGCCCCUGGAGUUCCUCGUGAGACAGAAAAGGAGAAGGAGAUGGCUGACUUUGACAUCUUCGACGACCCUGAGACGCCGUACUCCACGUUUAACUUCCAGUACUCCAACCAGGCCUUCACACAGCUCCACGACCUCAUGGAGUUCAACACGCUCAACAACAUCGAGGUGAUAAAAGAGGCCAUUAAGGAGAGCAUCAUGUACAGGAAGGAGAAUCCAUCCCGCUGCUCCGUGUCCCUCUCACUCAAUGAGAUCCAAAACAAAAUGUUCCUGAAGCGGGAGACGCGGGAGAAACCCCUGAAGUGAGAGCCGGAAUGCUGGGAAGAGCAAGGUCAAGCUAUCAGACGAAACUGUGCCAUUGGAGAGUGGAGAUUUUCCAAUAUUUUUACAUUUUCAUUAGGGAAACUUUGUUGGUUUGUUUUGUCCAUUUAAUGUGAAUGAAGAGGGUUUGGUGUAAAACAUGGAAACCAGUGGUGGAUAUCACUGAACAACAUGACAAAGACUUGUUAUGGACCCUAAAGUUGAGUGAUAUAAAGUCUGAAGAGAUGUUAAAAUAGCAGUAAACUAAACUCUAGGCUCCUUAAUUGACUUUCCAUUUUUACAAGUGCUACUCAUGUAUGUAUUAUGUGUUUUUAAUGUAGAGGGUUUUCCUACAGUAUAGUUGUAAACAGUUCUUACUGAUCUAAACAAGUGAUCUCAUAGGAAACCAUGGAAACCAUAGAAGAAGAGGCGUCCUUAAACCAUCAGGUUCUGUUCGAUGCCAACUACUAAAACACCGCCAAGUGCAACUGUCUGGAUUCCUCAAACAUCUCAAUUAUGUUUAUUCAACGCAGGGAGUGGCUCCAACAACAAACAACACUCAACACCAUAGAAACGGCCUUUCUGUCUGCCUCCUUUAUAGUCCUCUCUCACGUUAGAGUGUGUUUAUUUUCCUGACUGUGUUAUUUCAGGCUUCCCCUUAUAUACUCAGACCAAGUUUUUUUGGGGGCAGAGUAAUUUCCUCCCACCGUGAUCCCUCCUCACCCCCACCAUCCUCCCAUACUCUUCCCCGCAGAUAUGGUCUGGUGUGUCUGUGCUGAGGUGGGGUGAGAGGGGUGGGGUGUAACCCUGGAGAGGGUGUGGUGUGAUGGCUUCACGGCUCUUGUCGGCACACAAUGGAAUUUCAAACACUACACCUACACCUGCAGCAGCGUCUGAAGAGAACUGUCUGACAUACUACACCUACACUUGCAGGGGUCAAGGGGUAUCCAGUGUGCUGUGGAAUUUUACACAGAACAGAAAACACUGUCUGCUGACCAUGGUCUGCCUGAGCUCACAUUUAAGCCUAGUUUUUAUAACAAUGUUAUGUAAAACAGGUGAUUUUCGAAAUCUUUUAUCACAGUAGCCCAAACUUCAGUUACUUCUAGCUGGCAACUUGUUUUUUGUGUGUUUUUACUGUGUAUUUUCUUUUGUGCAAAUUAAUAUUUCUGCAUUCUUUGACCCUUUAACCUUAUUGUUUAUUACUUUUAGGUCACAGGAGGUUGGUGGCAUCUUAAUUGGGGAGGACAGGCUCGUGGUAAUGACUGGAGUGGAAUGGUAUCAAAUACAUCAAACACAUGGUUUCCAAGAAAUCUUGGUUUCCAGGUGUUUGAUGCCAUUCCAUUCGCUCUGUUCUUGCCAUUAUUAUGAGCCGUCCUCCCCUCAGCAGCCUCCACUGCUUUAAGUCUCCCAGAGAUUGUCAUAUUGUUGUUGGCUAUUUUCAUACUGAAUUGCAUUUCAUACUGAACUUUGUGCAACGUCGCACAAGCAAUGACAGUCAUACCGCUUGAUCUUUUCAGGACACCUGUGUGGCAUCUUUUUAUUUAAUGGAUUUUAUUCUCUUAGGUAGAAUGAGUACAUGGAGAGUAGGAAAUAUUUGUCUUUUUUUUCAUGUAAAGCUGUCUUGGACUACAGUUAAUAUGGACUACAGUCUUAUUUUUUUGUUUUUUUGCAAUUUUUACAAUUAUGGGAAAUAAAGUGUUAAAAGGAUUUCAAACUGAGAAUAUCCAAGUAGUGUAGUCAUACACUUCUGCUUUUCUUACUAUGUCAUUUUUAUUAUUUUAACCAAUAACAUACACCAUGUUUAUGUACAACGUACAUGUAAUUGAAUAAAAGUCCCCCGUUUUCUUCUUU